CUGUGCUCAGCGCUCCGUCGUUCACCCUGAGGCUCAACAAACUGACGCUGGGGAAGGAGGAGGAGGGCGAUGGUCAUGGUGAGGAGGAGAAGGAUGAGGAGUGCGGUAUUGUGGGUGACGAUGAAGACAACGACGAUGAUGGCUACAACGACAACGAUGAUGACGAUGUCCGUGACGGCGGUGAUGACGACCGCCGUGACUAUAACGUUGAGGUCGAUGGCGACGACUUCGACGACGAUGACGAUGGCCGUGACGGCGGUGACGAUGACCGCCGUGACUACGACGUCGAUGGCGACAACCUCGACGACGAUGGUCCUGGGGAGGCUGGGGAGUUGGAGGCGGUGGUUGACGGAGAGCCGGAGGUGUGGAAGCUGUCGUUGUUGGUCUCCGUCGGGCGUGGGUUGAGGACGCUGGUGUCGCACGACGUGGAGUUCCACCAUCAGGUUGACAUCUCGACAAGAGGCGGCGUUCGACGCACGGAACGCUUCAUCGGAUGCCGGUACCAACACCAAAUUAUGCUUCUGCCGGGACGCGAGGAUGAGUACUGCGUCCGCGUGAGAAUGGUAGCCGACUUCCCACGGUGGAAGGCAGGGGAGUGGUCUCCACUGUCGUGUGUCUCCGUCCCUCCACCACACAGCACCGUGGCCCCUCGUGUGGGUGUCGACACGGACGGCCAGGUCACGGCAGUCGUCGGCCAGAAGGUGGCGCUGCUGCGCUGCGUCCUGUGGGGUGCGGCCGUGGUGGUGGUGCAGGCCAACUGGCUGAACGCCUCCCGUGACGACGUCUGGGCGGGGGCCAAUUUGGCCACGCUCAGCCCGCUGCACGGCACGGCGUACUCCAACUCGUCCCUCGCGGGCCGACUGCGGUUCCGCGUUGGGGGGCCUCCCGGCGACGUCUCGCUGGAGCUGCUGGACGUGCGGGCUGGCGACGGGGGCCUCUUCCUCUGCCACGUGGCCACCUUCCCCCACGGCAACUUCGAGGGGAGGGUCAACCUCUCUGUCAUCGACGGAGGUUCUUUCCAAACCAACCGGCAACCAUGA
Molecule: messenger RNA, 1040 nt
Organism: Petromyzon marinus (sea lamprey)
Lineage: Eukaryota; Metazoa; Chordata; Hyperoartia; Petromyzontiformes; Petromyzontidae
Source: RefSeq, a predicted model, not a curated record